Molecule: messenger RNA, 5540 nt
Organism: Lutra lutra (Eurasian river otter)
Lineage: Eukaryota; Metazoa; Chordata; Mammalia; Carnivora; Mustelidae
Gene: KITLG
Product: KIT ligand
Exons: 10
Coding region: 525-1349 (274 amino acids)
Biological process (GO): cell adhesion; positive regulation of cell population proliferation
Cellular component (GO): plasma membrane
Molecular function (GO): stem cell factor receptor binding; cytokine activity
Source: RefSeq, a predicted model, not a curated record
GUGCCAGGUGAAUCCUGGCGGAGCGGGGAGGCCGAGCCGGGACUCGCAGCAGCCGGCGCGCGGUGCGAGCUGCGGCUGCAGGUUAAGCUUCACCCUCGGCGCCCUCGUGGCUUCCCCCUGGUGUGCGCCCGCGGCGGCCUGGCGAGAGGAAGCGCUUGGCCUGAUUCGUUCAACUUCGGGGGCAUUGGCCGCGCUCUGGCCGCCCUCCCGGGUCUCGCCCCCCCCGCGCCCCUGCAGCUUCUCGCUUCCCCGGGGCUCCGGAAGGGAAGGAGGCGUGUCCGGAGCAGGCGGGAGGGACCGGUAUAAAAGUGCUGGCGGCGCGCCGGGCCGAGCUUCACUUGCCGCCUUGCGCCUGGACGAGGAGCGCCGCGGGAAGCACGGGCCGUGGAGAGGGCGCUGCGCUCGGGCUACCCAAUGCGUGGACUAUCUGCCGCCGCUUUUCGUGCAAUAUGCUGGAGCUCCAGAACAUCUAAACGGAGUCGCCACACCGCUGCCUGGGCUGGAUCACAGCGCUGCCUUUCCUUAUGAAGAAGACACAAACUUGGAUUAUCACUUGCAUUUAUCUUCAACUACUCCUAUUUAAUCCUCUGGUGAAAACUAAAGGGAUCUGCAGGAACCGUGUGACUGAUGAUGUAAAAGACGUUACAAAAUUGGUGGCAAAUCUUCCAAAAGACUAUAAGAUAGCUCUCAACUAUGUCCCCGGGAUGGAUGUUUUGCCUAGUCAUUGUUGGAUAAGAGUGAUGGUGGAACAGUUGUCAGUCAGCUUAACUGAUCUUCUGGACAAGUUUUCAAAUAUUUCUGAAGGCUUGAGUAAUUACUCUAUCAUAGACAAACUUGUGAAAAUAGUGGACGACCUUGUGGAGUGCAUGGAGGAACACUCAUUUGAGAAUGUAAAAAAAUCACUUAAGAGCCCAGAACCCAGGCAUUUUACCCCUGAAGAUUUCUUCAGAAUUUUUAACAGAUCCAUUGAUGCCCUCAAGGACUUGGAGACAGUGGCAUCUAAAACUAAUGAAUGUGUGCUUCCUUCAACGUUAAGUCCUGAAAAAGAUUCCAGAGUCAGUGUCACAAAACCAUUUAUGUUACCCCCUGUUGCAGCCAGCUCCCUUAGGAAUGACAGCAGUAGCAGUAAUAGGAAGGCCGCAAACCCCCUUGGAGACUCCAACUUGCAGUGGGCAGCCAUGGCAUUGCCGGCAUUCUUCUCUCUUGUAAUUGGGUUUGCUUUUGGAGCCUUAUACUGGAAGAAGAAACAACCGAAUCUCCCAAGGACAGUUGAAAAUAUACAGAUUAAUGAAGAGGAUAAUGAAAUAAGUAUGUUGCAAGAAAAAGAGAGAGAGUUUCAGGAGGUGUAGUUGUGGCUUCUAUCAACACUGUUACUUUCGUACCUUGUGAAUCAAGCUGGGUUUAAGACGAAGCUCUCGAUUGUUGAGAAAUUAACUCCUCACACAUUACGAGUGGUGAAAUCGGAGGUGGCAUUCUCCUUCAUAAAGUAUUGCUCGUCAUGUCCACUGAGCUCUCUCAAGACUGAACUCAGGUACCACCACCUCCAAAAAGCCGACUUCCCAUAUUUAUGGCCAGCUCAUUAUAUUUCAUGUGACAGUUCAUACAUCAUGGAAUGCCCAUGUAAUACACACUAAUAGGACUUCACAAUUACUUUUAUAGACGUUUUGUGUCCUCUGCUAAACCAUAAGCUCUUAUAGGGCAUGAUUUGUUUCUGAAUUUCAUUUUGGAAUCCCACCAAACUAUAGAGCUUAUACUUUGUGCAUGCAAUGAUGAAUAAAUAUUUGUCGGCAAGGAAAAUGGAAAAGAUGGGAAUCUCAGAAUUGCAUUAAUGUGAGAACAAAAUUUAUGAAAAUAAAAACAAAAAUAGACACAGGAAGGAUAAGAAAAAGACAAAAGAUCCAGCUCGUCAUCCUGAAUCUACAGACCCUAAAUUCAAAAUGUAUAGGUAUCAUGUGUAGUCAUUUACUGAGUACCCAUUGUGUAAAGCCUUUUGCUUGUCCCUGUAUCAGCAGAGGUUUUUAAAACCUGCCAAGGAUCUUGAAGUAUAAUUUGGGAAGAGGGGUGUGAUAAAGGAAGAGGUUGGUGAGGGCAGAAUAUAAGGUGGUAGGAGAGGAAAUAUACCAAGAAAUAAAACAGUAGUAAAAAGCACCAAGAUUGAAAUGUCAUUUGCAGUUGUUGCUAUGCAUUUUUAAGAGUAGAUAUAAUUUGGAUUAUAGCCAUUUUUUUUAGUUUACAAGGAAGGGGAAAGUUCAGGGAAUGAGUCAGAUUUAUGGCAGGGAUUUCUCCCUGAAGUGUAGGUUUCACCAACUAAAACAAAUUAAGAUAAAUAUUGUAGUACUAGAAUAGAAAAUGGAAUAGUUAGUUCUUUAAAUGAAAUAACCCAUAAUUGGAAGGUGAAGAGAAGGAGGGUUUGGUAUUUUAAAACGAGGAAAGAAGGUGGAAAGAUUAUAAGGUAAUGAGCUAGAAACAAAAGAAAUUGGCUCUAAAUGAAAAUAGAUUAGAGUGGUGUCUAUUUGACACCGAACAUGACAAUAUCUACACAAAAAGUUAAAAAUAGAUGUAAUCGAUGAGCUGAUUUCAAAUAUUCAUAAGUGGCAUCCCAUAAGAAUUUUUCAUUUAGUAGCAGUAUAUAGCCAUUUGAGAAAGAAAUAAAAGAGUAUUUAUAGGAAAAUUUUGCUCUUCAUUCUUCCCACAAAUGUGAUUCCAACACACUCUAGUAAGUAGGUACAUGGUUGGAUGAAAGCUUAAUAUAACCGAGUUAUAUCCUCAGAUUGCUUAUGCCUACAAAAGGAAAUAAGGCAUAUGCAUAAUAACCUACUUUUAAAAGGAAACUAGAAGUUUAUGAACUUAAAAAAGCAAUGGAAGGAGCUUACAAGGCAAAUGCAAUAAGAGAUCAAAGGCAAGACCACUACUUACGUUGUAGAGGAUGUGUCCUUGACAUAGGUGUAGAAUGGAUGGAUCUCCUAGAACUAUACACAGGUACACCCAUAUACAGUUGCCUUAUCUGAAAGGAGAGAAAUCACUAGCAACAGGAGAAAGGCUUCAUCACAAGCUAGAUGUUGGAGGUGGCAGAUAUACUGAGCCAGAUCUUGGAUGAUGGGUAAAAUUUUAAUGGCAAUAGGAAAGGAGUCAUCUGGAUACUGCAGAUGGCAUAAACUGAGUCAGGGAGGCCAGAAGAUGCAGAGAGUGUGUUCCAGAGUUCAUUUGUACAGUUAGUUAGACUCCCAGUGGAAAGUCACACAUGAAGGGUUAAAAGGCUGAGAAACAAGGAUAUGGACAUCAGUUUGAAAAAUUCCAAGUACAGGACAUAUAAUUUAUGGAGUCAGGUAAGGAGAUGUUGGAGGGUCGGAAAAGAUGUGAGUGAUAUACAGUCAGAGCCAAGGUUUGGGAAAGUAAUGAGAAGUUGGUGUGGCCAGACAGAUGGAUGGAAGCAGUGAGCUGGAGUCAGAGAGUUCCUUCUACCUAGGAAGCCAACCUUCCAAACAGGUGAGAGAGAAUGAUGACCUGGACUAGGGUCAGGGCUGGGGGAAAUAGGAAAGCAUGAAGCACUUUGGAGAUAUGCAGUAAAAGAAUCAACACAUUUUGGUUACUGGUGGAAUGUGAGGCUUGACAUCACAGGUAGUAUUCAAGGAUGAUUUGGGGCCUAUGGGACUAACCAGGUGGUGGUGCCAUUAAAAGAAAAUAAGGGAAGGAGGUGUUAAGAAAUACUGACCAGUGGCUGAAUCUGUUAGACUGGAGAUUCAAAGAAUAGUCAGGGCUGGAAGCAAUAGAUUUGGGGUUUGGGAGUCAGCUACAAAGAAUUUUCAUUGAGACAUUGGGAGAAGGACUGCAUCGUCACGCCCAGUUUGGUUGACUGUAAAUAGUGUGACUUUGUAGACACUAGGACAGCAGUGUUUAAUGAUACUCCCCAGCAUGGUAAGUGCUGAAAAUAAUUAUUACAAUUAGGCUGAUGGAGAAAUUCACAAGAGAAACACAGCCUGGACAUUUCCUGCAGACCUGAGCUAAGACAGGAGAUAAUAGAUCCUAGAGUUGAAAUAUGGAUGACCUUGAGUCAGGGUUAGUCAUUUGGCACACAGGGCUUGGAAAGAUCUGUGACUCUUUACCAGAUGUUUCCCAAGAAUUUCCAGAGCUUUGGAGGAUUUGUUUUUGAACCCCUUCUGUAGACACAUUAGAAUAUAGAGGAUAAGAAGGGAUUAGACUUGGGUUCAGAACUUGGCUCUGCAACUAGAUAAGCUGUAGGUCCAUUGUCUUAACCCCUGGUUUUUCAGAGAUAGUAAAGGGAAUAAUAUGACUCACCCUGCUAAUUUCAUGAGGUUGUUGCUAGGAUCUAGGGUAUCAUUAUAAAAAUUGUAGUUUUUGUUCUAUGGGAGAACAGUUGUCAAACCUUCAAGUUUAUUUUCUUUGCUAAGAGACCUAGGGACAAAAUUAGAAAUAGAUUUCCAUUUUUGCUUCUCUACUUAAGUUUAGAAUUUUAAGCUCUUGUUAGCUUUUUAAAAAAAUUUAUCCUUUUGCUUUUGUGUGUGUGUGAUUCCCUUUUACUUUUUAAAUCAAGCUUUAAAAUAUCUGCUAUAUUUUUUGGAUUUCUGAAGUUUUCUUAAUGUUUCUUAAUUUUUCUUUCAGGAUUUAGUUCUCUUUUCCCAGGUGCAGGUUCUCUAGUUUCUGGAGUGUUCUCUGUUUGGUAAAUUGUCAUGUAAUAUGGUUUUUAGAAUAUUCAUUUAGAGAGACUGGACAAAAAUACUGCACUUCUUAUCACUUAUAGUGUGGAAUUUUACACAAUUUACAUAUAACCUCUGCACUGAUCUCAAAUAUUUAAAAACUGAGAUUCUGGGAUUGAUAAGGACAAAGAGAAAGAGUAUUGAGUAGGGAAGAAAAAGCAACAUACAUAUUCAUUUAGGGGUUGCGACUGAAAAAAAAAACAGUUAAGGAAGUAUAGAUUCUUGACUUGAAAGUUGAAAAUCCUAAAGCCGAGUCCAAAACUCAGUGGAUUAACACCAGUUCUGAAGAAAUGAAACAAUGUCUAGGUUUCAUGUUUCAACAAGUACAAUAAGCUCUGUUUGGCCAAAUGAACCUCCCCAGAGGCUUUGUCAGGAUCUGAUGCCAGGAUUUCUGUCUUUCUUUCCUUGGCUGACAGUUUUGAAAGUGAACUUGCAGCUGCUGUUCCUCAGUUGAGAGAAGCGACGGCUUGAACCUGGCUGGGCAGUUAACACACCAGCAUUGUUGGUGGUGAUCAGCUUCUCCACUGGUUAUCUCCUUCAUGCUACUCCAUUUCUCUCUAGACACUGUCUGGGUCUUUCAAAGCCUCUCCCCUUACCUACCACCUUCUCAUGGCCUGGUUAGAGAAAUUCAAGGUUACAAGAUAACCCUCUUACCACAAAUGGAAACAAUCUGUGGUAUGCAAACCGGUAAACAGGUGUGAAAGCCACCGGAUAUGCAUUCAACCAUCCUUAUGUUCAAAGAAUAUUUACUGAGUAUCUCCUUUGUGUCAGGCACUGUCCUAGGUGUUGGAGCACAGCAGUUAAAAAGACAGACAAAUGGAGUGC